UUCAUUCGCUGGCCCAGUUUGUUGUCGUGCUGUUCUGUCCGCUGUAGUUCCCACUUUGUCGUCUAUUUUAUUUUCGUAGUGUCGCGUAUAUUUAGUAAAUAUUUUGUUGUUGUUAUUUAUAGUUCGUACUUGGUUGGCGUGGUGCGUGUUGUACUCUCGUGUUUUUGUUUUUAUUUUUGUUUUCGUUUUCCAUUUUUUUGGGUGGCAUAUUUUGUUUGAUUCUGCGAUGGCAGCCAAAGAUCGCCUGCCCAUAUUCCCCUCCCGCGGGGCACAAACGCUGAUGAAGUCGCGUUUGGCCGGCGCCACCAAGGGACAUGGUCUGCUCAAGAAGAAGGCCGAUGCCCUGCAGAUGCGCUUCCGUCUGAUUCUGGGCAAGAUCAUCGAGACCAAGACCCUCAUGGGCCAGGUGAUGAAGGAGGCGGCCUUCUCCUUGGCCGAGGUCAAGUUCACCACCGGCGACAUCAACCAGAUCGUGCUGCAGAACGUGACCAAGGCGCAGAUCAAGAUCCGCACCAAGAAGGACAACGUGGCCGGGGUCACGCUGCCCGUAUUCGAGCCGUACACGGAUGGCGUGGACACCUACGAGCUGGCCGGCCUGGCACGUGGUGGCCAGCAGCUGGCCAAGCUGAAGAAGAACUAUCAGAGCGCCGUGCGCCUGCUCGUGGAGCUGGCCUCGUUGCAGACCUCGUUUGUGACCCUCGACGAUGUGAUCAAGGUCACCAACCGGCGGGUCAACGCCAUCGAGCACGUGAUCAUACCCCGCAUCAACCGCACCAUAGAGUACAUCAUCAGCGAGCUGGACGAGCUGGAGCGCGAGGAGUUCUACCGGCUGAAGAAGAUUCAGGACAAGAAGCGCGAGGCUCGCAAGGCAUCCGAUAAAAAACGGGAGGAGCAGCGUCGCCUGGGCCAAGUGGCCGAAACGAAGGAGGUGCAGAACAUCCUCGACGAGGACGGCGACGAGGAUCUGCUCUUCUAGACGCCACUCCGAUGACACUCCGAUGCCACUCCCCCCCACUCCACACACAGAACGGCACCCACAUACUAUCUAUGUACGAAUCCACCCACUGCUACACCUGACCCAUCACCGCCCAAUCAUCACCCAAUCAUCGCUCAACUUUGCUACCUCACUCCCGCGAAAAGAUCACCUCUCGUUUAUUGUUGUCGUUCGUUGUGAUCCGGAUGUUGACCACUUGUCGCUC
Molecule: messenger RNA, 1199 nt
Organism: Drosophila teissieri
Lineage: Eukaryota; Metazoa; Arthropoda; Insecta; Diptera; Drosophilidae
Gene: Vha36-3
Product: probable V-type proton ATPase subunit D 2
Exons: 4
Coding region: 227-976 (249 amino acids)
Cellular component (GO): proton-transporting V-type ATPase complex
Molecular function (GO): proton-transporting ATPase activity, rotational mechanism
Source: RefSeq, a predicted model, not a curated record